GGUGAAAACAGCAGUGUGCUGUGUGUAGACAAUGCGACUGGACGUACUUCAUUGGCGGUUGAGCGCCGUGGUCUCUGUGCUCCUGCUUCUCCUCGUCCUGGGCCAGGGCCAGGACGCUGUCAGCCCCAUCCGGACCACACACACGGGGCAGGUGCGGGGGAGCCUCGUCCACGUGAAAGGCACUGAUGUGGGGGUCCACACCUUCCUGGGAAUUCCCUUUGCUAAGCCGCCUCUAGGGCCACUGCGAUUUGCACCCCCUGAACCCCCUGAAUCUUGGAGUGGUGUAAAGGAUGGGACCUUCCACCCAGCCGUGUGUCUGCAGAACAUCACUCUCUCAAAAGGAGUGGCUCUGAAACUGCUGAAUGUGACCUUGCCUUCCACCUCCACGUCUGAAGACUGCCUGUACCUCAAUAUUUAUACACCAGUCCAUGCCAGGGAAGGCUCCAAUCUGCCUGUGCUGGUGUGGAUCCACGGGGGUGGGCUUGUAAUCGGCAUGGCUUCCAUGUAUGAUGGCUCUGCACUGGCGGCCUUUGAGGACGUGGUGGUGGUCAUAAUCCAGUAUCGCCUGGGUGUACUAGGCUUCUUCAGCACUGGAGACAAGCAUGCAACUGGCAACUGGGGCUACCUGGAUCAAGUGGCUGCACUACGCUGGGUCCAGCAAAACAUUGCCUAUUUUGGAGGAGACCCUGGCCGUGUCACCAUUUUUGGCGAGUCUGCAGGUGGCACAAGUGUGUCCUCACAUGUCGUGUCCCCCAUGUCCAAAGGACUCUUCCACGGUGCCAUCAUGGAGAGUGGUGUGGCCCUGUUGCCUAGCCUCAUUGCUAACUCAUCUGAUGCGGUCUCCAUGAUGGUGGCCAACAUAUCUGCCUGUGGCCAGACUGACUCAGAGGCACUGGUGAAAUGUCUGCGGGACAAGAGUGAAGAGGAGAUUCUUGCCAUUAAUGAGCACUUCAGGAUCAUCCCUGGCAUGGUGGAUGGGACCUUCCUGCCCAGGCACCCCCAGGAACUGCUGGCCUCCGCUGACUUUCAGCUUGUCCCCUGCAUUAUCGGUGUCAACAACGAUGAGUACGGUUGGCUCAUCCCCUAGGCCUUUGCCAUCUCUGACAACCAGAAGGAAAUGGACAGAGAGACUGUGAAGGCUACUCUGCAGAAUAUGUUGGCAUUGUUGGUGUUGCCUCCUGAGUCUGUUGACCUAUUGAUGGAGGAGUACAUAGGGGACAGUGCGGACCCACAUACCCUUCAGGUCCAGUUCCAUGAGAUGAUUGGAGACAUUAUGUUCGUGAUCCCUGCACUCCAAGUAGCCAAUUUUCAGCGUGUGCAUGCCCCUGUCUACUUCUAUGAGUUCCAGCAUCGGCCCAGCUUCUUCAAGGACAUCAAGCCGCCCCACGUGAGGGCAGACCAUGGUGAUGAGAUAUUCUUUGUCUUUGGAACUGCCUUCCAGAAAGGCUACAGUGUCACUGAGGAAGAAGAGCUGUUUAGCAAGAAGAUGAUGAAGUACUGGGCUAACUUCGCUCGAAAUGGGCACCCCAAUGGCAAGGGUCUGCCCCACUGGCCCAUGUUCGACCAAGAAGAGCAAUACUUGCAGCUGAACUUGCAGCCUACGGUGAGCCGAGCCCUGAAGGCCCACAGGCUCCAGUUCUGGACGAAGAUACAGGAACUAAUGGAGGUGGAGGAGAAGCACACAGAGCUGUAACUUCCUGUGUCUGGGGGUCAGGGGGUGAAGGGGUAAGCUUGAAUGCAAGUGGGGGGGUCUGCCAGAUGUGCCCCCACAUAUGUACUGAGGAGCUAGUAGUUUCUUUCCUUCAUUCACAUAGCCAUUCAUGCAUGCUUCCAGCCAGCCUGCCCGCAAACAUUUAUUAAGGGCCUACUGCAUAAUGUUACUUGCCAAGCCCCUGCUGUACAUCCUCUCAUGUUAGACAUACUCAGUGAAUCCCCCAAUAAAGCCAUGAAUGGGCAAACCCCAAUGGAAGCGCAAACCCCACUGAGCCUGGGGCCCCACCCCCUCUUCCUCACCUCUACCUCGUCCCCACCCUCCCUCUCCUCUCCCUUUGAAGGAGGAUGCUUUGGGAAAUGUUACCCACACCUGGCUCUCAACAUGCCCCCCCAUGCUCUCCUGUCUGUAGGUAGUCAGUAGAAAAUCUGGAUGCCAGGAGCCCAGGGGCUCUGAUAUCUUGACCACCGAGGCUUUUACUGAGAAUGUAAAAGUCCCUGUCCCCAUCAUUAU
Molecule: messenger RNA, 2224 nt
Organism: Hyaena hyaena (striped hyena)
Lineage: Eukaryota; Metazoa; Chordata; Mammalia; Carnivora; Hyaenidae
Gene: CES2
Product: carboxylesterase 2
Exons: 12
Cellular component (GO): intracellular membrane-bounded organelle
Molecular function (GO): carboxylic ester hydrolase activity
Source: RefSeq, a predicted model, not a curated record